AUGAAACCAGGGAAUGAGACACAAAUUCCACAAUUCCUUCUCCUGGGACUUUCAGAGGAACCAGAAUUGCAGCCCUUCCUCUUUGGGCUAUUUCUGUCCAUGUACCUGCUCACCGUGCUCGGGAACCUGCUCAUCAUCCUGGCCACAAUCUCAGACUCCCACCUCCACACCCCCAUGUACUUCUUCCUCUCCAACCUGUCCUUUGCAGACAUCUGUUUUGUGUCUACCACUGUCCCAAAGAUGCUGGUGAACAUCCAGACACAGAGCAGAGUCAUCACCUAUGCAGGCUGCAUCACCCAGAUGUGCUUUUUUAUACUCUUUGUAGUGUUGGACAGCUUACUCCUGACCGUGAUGGCCUAUGACCGGUUUGUGGCCAUCUGUCACCCCCUGCACUACACAGUCAUUAUGAACUCCUGGCUCUGUGGACUGCUGGUUCUGGUGUCCUGGAUCGUGAGCAUCCUAUGUUCUCUGUUACAAAGCAUAAUGGCAUUGCAGCUGUCCUUCUGUACAGAAUUGAAAAUCCCUCAUUUUUUCUGUGAACUUAAUCAGGUCGUCCACCUUGCCUGUUCCGACACUUUUAUUAAAGACAUGAUGAUGAAUUUUACAAGUGUGCUGUUGGGUGGGGGAUGCCUCGCUGGAAUAUUUUACUCUUACUUUAAGAUACUUUGUUGCAUAUGUUCAAUCUCACCAGCUCAGGGGAUGAAUAAAGCACUUUCCACCUGUGCAUCUCACCUCUCAGUUGUCUCCUUAUUUUAUUGUACAGGCGUAGGUGUGUACCUUAGUUCUGCUGCAACCCAUAACUCACUCUCAAAUGCUGCAGCCUCAGUGAUGUACACUGUGGUCACCUCCAUGCUGAACCCCUUCAUCUACAGCCUGAGGAAUAAAGACAUAAACAGAGCUCUGAAUCGAUUCUUCAGAGAGCAGAAAUAG
Molecule: messenger RNA, 930 nt
Organism: Gorilla gorilla gorilla (western lowland gorilla)
Lineage: Eukaryota; Metazoa; Chordata; Mammalia; Primates; Hominidae
Product: olfactory receptor 7A17
Exons: 1
Coding region: 1-930 (309 amino acids)
Biological process (GO): G protein-coupled receptor signaling pathway
Cellular component (GO): membrane
Molecular function (GO): G protein-coupled receptor activity; olfactory receptor activity
Source: RefSeq, a predicted model, not a curated record